Messenger RNA from Anopheles arabiensis, 1650 nucleotides. Its product is annotated as mitochondrial enolase superfamily member 1-like. Gene Ontology annotation, biological process: amino acid catabolic process; carbohydrate catabolic process. The record is from RefSeq and is a predicted model, not a curated record. Gene Ontology annotation, molecular function: L-fuconate dehydratase activity; magnesium ion binding. NCBI's taxonomy places the organism in Eukaryota, Metazoa, Arthropoda, Insecta, Diptera, Culicidae. Bases 164 to 1516 code for a protein of 450 amino acids. The transcript is spliced from 8 exons.
CCAACCAAUACUGGCACACACCGCGGUGUCGUUCCGGCAUAAAUAGACGCGCACCAAACAACAGAUAACGCGCCCGCGCUCUAUCUCUCCUCUGUGUGUGCCGGAUUGUGGUGGAAAGUGCAUUCAUUGUUGUGCCAGAAGCGUGUGUUUGUGUCUCAGCAGAAUGGGGAAAGAUCGGUGCCUCAACAUUACCACCCUGCAGACGAAGGAUAUCCGAUGGCCAACGUCACUGGGAGCGCACGGGUCUGAUGCGAUGCACACGGAUCCGGACUAUUCCUGCGUGUACGUGACGAUCGAAACGGCCGAAGGUGUGACCGGGUACGGUAUGACGUUUACGCUUGGCCGCGGUACGGAUAUAGUGCUGCUGGCCGUCCGUGCCAUGAAGCGCUUGGUCGAGGGCCGUACGACGACCAGCAUUUUCGAGCGCUUUGGCCAGUUUUGGCGUGAACUGACGAGCGAUUCGCAGCUCCGUUGGAUUGGACCGGAGAAAGGGGUCACGCAUCUGGCGGUGGCCGCCAUCAUCAACGCCCUGUGGGAUCUUUGGGGUAGGAUAAGAAACGUUCCAGUGUGGCAGCUGCUCGCUGAGAUGGAACCGGAGGAAUUGGUUUCAACGAUUGACUUUCGUUACAUCGAGGAUGUGAUCACUCCCGAGGAGGCGACAGCAAUGCUGCGUAAAACAAAGCCAACACGAAGCGAGCGCAUCCAGUAUCUUCUGGCGAAUGGUUAUCCGGCCUACACAACUCAAAUAGGAUGGCUCGGAUACAGCGACGAAACGAUACGCGCGCUCUGCAGAAAGUAUCUCGCCGCAGGAUUCAAGGCAUUCAAGAUGAAAGUGGGUCAAGAUUUGCAAAAUGAUAUAAAGCGAUGCAAACUUGUGCGGGAGGAAAUCGGAUGGGGCAAUCAGUUCAUGAUUGAUGCAAAUCAAACGUGGAACGUUCAAACAGCCAUUGAGUGGGUUAUCAGCUUGAAGGACUUUAAACCCCUGUGGAUCGAGGAGCCAACGUCUCCAGACGAUGUGUUGGGUCAUGCGAAAAUUGCAGCAGCAUUGAGAGAACAUUCCAUCGGGGUAGCAACUGGAGAGAUGUGCUGCAACCGUGUCAUGUUCAAGCAGUUCAUGCAAGCCAAUGCUCUCGAGUUUUGCCAGAUAGACUCAGCACGCAUUGGAGGAGUAAACGAAAUACUGUCCGUCUAUUUGAUGGCGAAAAAACUCAAUGUGAAAGUAUGCCCACAUGCCGGUGGUGUUGGACUAUGUGAGAUGGUGCAGCAUUUGCAAAUGUGGGACUUUUGCUCCGUUUCGUGCACGAUGGAGGGACGCAUGGUUGAGUUCGUGGACCAGCAGCACGAUCAAUUUGUAUUUCCGGCAACUAUCAACGAGCAAGCAUGCUACGUUGCUCCAAGGGCGCCGGGAUACUCGACCGAGCUGAAGCAGGAAGCAAUUUUGCAAUUUGAGUAUCCUCACGGCACCGAGUGGAAGCGCAUGUUUGCUGAAGGGAUAUUUACGCAUGAAGACUAUUGAAUUUGAUAAACGUUCAGAAGAGAAAGUGUUUUGUAAUAUGCAACACAAUAAUCAGAGAUAUAGGUUCCCUCAACUGUCAGUUUGAAAUUCGAACGGAAAAUAAACAGUGCGAAAGGGCGUAAAACCUUUGUAAA